Molecule: messenger RNA, 342 nt
Organism: Penicilliopsis zonata CBS 506.65
Lineage: Eukaryota; Fungi; Ascomycota; Eurotiomycetes; Eurotiales; Aspergillaceae
Exons: 4
Coding region: 51-245 (64 amino acids)
Source: RefSeq, a predicted model, not a curated record
CAUUCAUAUAGAUCAGACUUUCAAAUGAGGCACCGCAGCCCACGGCCCGAAUGCUUGAAAUAUCGAGAAAGGAGGUUAGAAACUGCGUUUGGAUGAAUGCCUUGAAUUUCUGGCUUUGGUCCGUAAUGGGAAUAGCCAAUCAUCUAGUCCAAAAGCCGUCAUUGCCGUCCAUCUUCCACCUUCCCGAGUCUUCUCACUUCUCUGAGUGUCGAGCCUUCCCACGAGACGACAUGAGCGAUCAUUGAGCAUGCACCUGACGCUCUGCCAUCGUUCAGGAAUACGCCCCCCCGCCGCCCGCGAAUCAAACUCUGAGUCUCGACCAGAAGGUCAGCCUCGAGCGCC